AUGCCCAUCACCCUUCGGCACAUAACCGCCGAUUCAACAUGGUUAAUCACCUUAACCUCACCUCAUAACCCCCCAUCACAUGCACCUUUCAACAUACUCGUAGACCCCUGGAUUGUCGGUCCAUCCGAGGUCUGGCACCCAAAGUUCGCGCAAAAUCACCAUACCACUCCAUCUUCUAUACAAUCUCUCGAGGAGCUAGAUCCCCAGCCGGAUAUUCUAUUAAUAUCACAAACUAAAUCGGACCACUGUAACGAAGCUACAUGUCGACAGCUUUCCAAGGAUGGGAGUCUACAAGUCUACACAGUACCUGGCGCGGAUAGUAUAGUUAAGAGUUGGAAGCACUUUAAUCCAGAGAAUGUGCAUAGAUUACGUCCGUUCACGAGUCGUAGAAGUGGACGGGUAUCGCGGAUUCCUAUCUACAAGAACCCAGUUCCGAGUAAACCGGCCAUGGACGAGUCGAUUACAAGUACGAGCAGUGAGACAGAAAAGGAUAAAAAAGAUAAAGACGAAGAUGACUACAGCUUCGAAACGGACCCUUCUAUCGCAGCGAUCGUCGAGCUCGCCUUCCUACCUGCUCUAAAACCAUGGGAGAUCCCGAGUAUACAUAUCGGAUUGGGGAUAACAUAUACACCUACGCAGGACAAAAAACUCCCACCAUCACCCCCACCGACCCCGCCAUCAACUAAUCUUCUUCAUCCAACUGUCUCCGCGGCCCAUCAAGUACCAAGCACCAUCACCCUCUCCACAGUCCCUUCAAAUCUAUCUACAUCUCCAGGCAACAAGUCCAACCCUACCAAUACCACCCACCCGGACUCUCCAAACCGAUUUCCUAAGAAACCAAACUCACCUUCUAAACCUUCCUCGAAGAAAUCCACAAACCUAAAACAACCAGGUCCCAAAAACUCUUUGACAGACUCUCUCCUCUAUACUCCACAUGGAGUCCCUCCGUCAGCAUUAACCCAGUAUCUCUACUCUCUACCCUUACCACUAACCGCCUUCCUCCAUUGCUUUGUAAAAGUCGAUAAUCCAAAAUGGUUAGGCGGCACUGUAUCCUCCGGACUUCCUAACGCUCUUAAGAUCCUUGCAGAGGUUAAGAAGAUCAGAGCGGAGCAAGCUCGGUUGGUUGAGGAGCCGAUUAGUCCGAAAAGCAACUACUCUACGGAAUACCCGCUCGGAGUCAAAUAUUUGGUGGCAACACACGAUGAAGAAGUUAAACUAGAAGGGUUUUGCAGUCACUUUGUUAAGAAGAUAAAAUGGGACGUUAAGGAAGUCGACGAUGAAUUGAAGAAGGUGGCCGGUGAUGAGGCUUUGGAAGGGAGAAGGAGCAAAGAGUUAAGUAGUAAUGACACUGAAGAUAAGAUUGAGAGCUAUGAAGAUGCAGGGAAUGUGAAGGCUUGGGACGGCCCUGCUGGCAUCAAGUUAUUAGACUUAGAAGUCGGAGAGAAGGCGGUAUUGGUGUAG
Orbilia oligospora ATCC 24927 is the source of this 1461-nucleotide messenger RNA. RefSeq lists its product as uncharacterized. The coding region runs from base 1 to 1461 and encodes 486 amino acids. The record is from RefSeq and is a predicted model, not a curated record. The transcript has a single exon. Lineage: Eukaryota; Fungi; Ascomycota; Orbiliomycetes; Orbiliales; Orbiliaceae.